Molecule: messenger RNA, 432 nt
Organism: Lactuca saligna
Lineage: Eukaryota; Viridiplantae; Streptophyta; Magnoliopsida; Asterales; Asteraceae
Source: the annotation of a GenBank genome assembly
AUGGCAAAAAGCACCAAUCCUCUUGCCGUUAUAUUUGUUUUUCUCUUCGUCUUCUUCCUGGUGUUGCGUAUAGAGCGUCGGGCACCACCGUUACCGUCCUUCGUCGGAUCCUCCCUCCGCCGCGGAUCCUCUACUAUCUCACCUGAUCCAAUGGCUUCGAAGAAGGAGAAGGCACCUCCGCCGUUUUCCAAACCCGCUAAGUCCGUCGGUGGAAAGCAGAAGAAGAAGAAAUGGGGCAAGGGAAAGCAAAAGGAGAAGGUAAACAACAUGGUGUUGUUUGAUAAAGCAACGUAUGAUAAGCUACUUUCCGAGGCACCCAAAUUCAAGCUCAUCACUCCUUCAAUUCUCUCUGAUCGUUUGAGGGUAUUUCUUUUUCUCUACAUUCUUAUUCUUUCUAUUGCAGACAUCUCUUUGCAGCAUCAUUUAGGUUAA